Molecule: messenger RNA, 2261 nt
Organism: Odontomachus brunneus
Lineage: Eukaryota; Metazoa; Arthropoda; Insecta; Hymenoptera; Formicidae
Gene: Mvb12
Product: multivesicular body subunit 12B
Exons: 8
Coding region: 295-1260 (321 amino acids)
Biological process (GO): regulation of epidermal growth factor receptor signaling pathway; virus maturation; endosome to lysosome transport via multivesicular body sorting pathway
Cellular component (GO): cytosol; ESCRT I complex
Source: RefSeq, a predicted model, not a curated record
GGCGAUUUUUCGAGCAGUUUCGCAACGCGCCGCGUCGUCGUACAACGUUGGUGCGCGGUUUCUCGAUGUCAUCGUCGUCGUAGUCGUCGGUUGACGUGUCACCCGCGUCGCCCGUUAAAAAAUAUGAGCGUUAUCGAGCGGGAUCACGCCGCGUCGUACCAUCGCCGUCGCUGCGUCAGUGCGGAGAACGUGGUGGUGUGAAGAAGACGAGGACGACGACGAGGAAGAAGCAGAGGAGAAGGACAAAGGUCGCGGCGCGCCGCCGCGCGAGAAGGUAACCGGGAUCACCCAGCGAUGUCGAAGAAGGCCAACUGCAAGAUGUUGGUUCACCAGUUGUCGUCCGUGUUGCCGGACGACAGGCCAAUAACUGCCAUCAGCGUCGUCGAAGACAUCGACAAGUGUCCGCCGAACUUCGCAGUGGUGUCGAGAACGUACGACCAGGACACCGACGCGGAUCUGUGGAGAGAAAGCGGACUGUUCAUAAAGAAGAAGGGCAGAUACAUCUGCUUCUCCAAGACUGAGGGUCAGCCCGACUGCGUGAUCGAGGAUAUCGUGGUGAUCAACGAGCGCGAUACCCCGCCAGAAGGCUACUGCAUGAUCUCGUACACCGUGGAUUCGAGGCAGAAGGCGUGGCGGAAGAAACAGGUGUGCUAUAAACUUAGGAGUAAGGAUCUGUGCGAAAAAGCGGUCACGGAUAUCAUAAUAUGCAGCAGGAUAAUUCACAAGGACUCCAAGAUUGCUCCUAUUGGAUUUUCUGCUGCUGGUGUCAUCAACGGUGUUCGCGUGUGCUACAAGACGGUGGAUAUCACAAACUCGCAGUCGUAUGUUAAUAUAGACUUACUACAAAGCGCUUCUCCGAAUCCAUCGAACGGGACGCCUCACAGAGCAGCUCCUGAGCGGCCGCCGAAACCAAAGUUCUCACCAAAACCGGCCAACGGGAUUUAUCCGCAAAUCGGCGCGACGAAGGACGGUGACGAGUCGGGCGAUCGGGAUUACGAGAUUCUCACUCCUAGCGCGAGAAUCAGGCCCACCAGGCCCGCGCCCCAACCGCCCACGUCAUCGACCGUGGGGUCGACGCCCAUCUACGGCACGCUUCCGGGAUCGUCCGAUCUCGACGGAGUUCCGUUUGCGCUUAAUUCACGUCUUAUCGCUAAUUCGGAUCCCGUGAAUCAGAAUAAACUUCCCGUCAUCAAGGUGUGGACGCAGAAAGAUUUGGACAGAGAGUUCUUCUAUGACUUCCGCGCGGAAAGGGAGACUUGAGAAAUUCGAGAAUGUGUGCCAAAACUGUCUCUUCGCGAGCAGCUAUCGAACGAUCCCUCCGCCGUUCGUUCGUUCGUUCGUUCGUAUCGACCGUAACAUUAGCCAAGCAUAAUGGAGUGCCUGAUCGAGUGAUUUAUACUAAUCCUGCGAGAAUGAAAAAAACCCGCGACGCUUAAAAAUGGGAAAAGAUUUUACUAUAUCUAAGAGAGAGAACAAGAUAGAAACUUAUUCGAUGUAACGCGUUUCUUCCUCUUCUUCCACGUCCCGUCUUAGAUUUUGAUACCAGCGACAGCGUUGUAUUUUUAUAGACUUGCGUUCUAUUUUUUGAUAGAUAGUAGAGAUUAUACUUAUAAUAUAUGUACACACGAUUUUGUGUGUGUGUGUGUAUCAUACGUUCGAGAUCUUUUUACGGAACGUCCGGACUCUCCUGACAUCACAUAUCUACGCUUCUGCCGCACGAGCAAACUCGUCGAGCGGCGUUCUCGCCGCGCAUCAUUGUUGGAAUUUAUCUUUAUCCAAACGGAUGACGAGAACGCGUGCCAAUUAUGAGUCAUUUAGCUUAAGUUUCUUUCUUUUCGCGUUCUUUCACCAUACACUAAGUAUAUACUGUUUCCUUUUUACACAAAGACUUGACACGAAUAUUUAUACAAUUCACUAUCAAGUUACUUUCUUUUUCACGCGAAAUUAAUCAUGUUCAAUUGUCACAAAAUUUUCGUUCACACCUGUAUCUGUAACCUUCUGAGAUUAAGUCUGUUUUCGAGCGUUUCUCUCUUUUUUUUUCUCUUCUCCGAAGACAGAGAAAAGUACGAUUAUUUCGACGUCGGCGGAACGCGAGAUCAGACUUUUCUUUUUUCCUCUAGAGAUUCUUUUUAUCGUGUUAUAUAUUGUAUCUUGCGUAAUAACCAUCACAUUGCGUAAGUUUGUUCGAUUGAUCGCACACAAUUUAUCAUAGAGACCUGUAUGUAAAAUGAUAGUUUAAUAAAAGAUUAUGUGAAUAAGAA